Molecule: messenger RNA, 2076 nt
Organism: Brassica napus (rape)
Lineage: Eukaryota; Viridiplantae; Streptophyta; Magnoliopsida; Brassicales; Brassicaceae
Exons: 4
Coding region: 493-1878 (461 amino acids)
Biological process (GO): carbohydrate metabolic process
Molecular function (GO): hydrolase activity, hydrolyzing O-glycosyl compounds
Source: RefSeq, a predicted model, not a curated record
GGAGAAAUAUAUUAACAGAAACAUCGUUACAUUUCUUUGAAUGAAAGCAUGAACGCGGCAAUCAUUGAUUGCAUUUCUUUAAAUGAAGAUAAAUUAGUUAAAUAACGAGAACGGCAAGAUCCCAAGAAAAAAAAAAAGAAAAAAAGAAACAGAAAGACAGAAACUCAUCAGGCGAGUUAAAGAACUAUCUGUCUCGUCCUUUUGGUCGCACGUCUGAAUCAUGAUCAUCAUCAUCAUCAAAGACAUCUCUCUGUCCCCGUGACAGAUCUUUACUAACCAAAACCUCUCCGACCCGAUUCUCUUAUUUCCCAAAUCUAGUUCUGUGUUCUGUAAUUUAGCUUCGGAGAAUCUUAACCAACUGUAAAUCGAAACUUUGGUGUUUGAUUGAGCCAUUUCUUAGUUUGGAGAAAGCUAAGAUAUUGAGAGUCUACGGGAUUAUAUCACUUGUCGGAAAAUUCGGUUCCGGCUGGUCUUUCAGGUUGUGUACAGAGGAUGGUGAAGAACAAGCACAACAAGAAACCAACAACGUUAUUGCGUUUAGUAUCAACACUGGUGGGAUGUGUUUUCUUGAUUCAUCUAAUCAUGCUAUACCGAAGAAACUAUAGUGUAGAUAAUCUUGAAGUCUCUUCUCAGUUACUAAUCCACCAUCCCGUUGUACGUGAGCUCGAACGAGUUGAAGAAGAGAACAUUCGCAUGCCUCCUCCUAGGAAACGUUCUCCACGAGCUAUCAAAAGAAAACCCAAAAGACCAACCACUCUAGUCGAAGAGUUUCUGGACGAAAACUCUCAGAUUCGCCAUCUCUUCUUCCCCGACAUGACAUCCAGCUUUGGUCCGACCAAAGAUGGUGGUAAUAAUGAUACAUUGCACCGCUUCUUCCCUGGGAAGAUUUGGUUGGACACAGAAGGGAACCCGAUUCAAGCACACGGUGGUGGCAUGUUGUAUGAUGAAAAGUCCAAGAGUUACUAUUGGUAUGGUGAAUAUAAAGAUGGAGUAACGUAUCACUCUCACAAGAAAGGAGCAGCUCGGGUUGAUAUAAUCGGUGUUGGAUGCUACUCGUCGAAAGACUUAUGGACAUGGAAGAACGAAGGUGUUGUCUUAGCAGCCGAAGAAACAGACGAGACACAUGACUUGCACAAGCUCAACGUUCUCGAGCGGCCUAAAGUGAUUUACAAUUCAGACACCGGUAAAUACGUGAUGUGGAUGCAUGUAGACGACGCAAACUACACUAAAGCUUCUGUUGGUGUAGCCAUUAGCGACACCCCAACCGGUCCGUUUGAUUACUUAUACAGCAAGUCACCACACGGUUUCGACAGCAGAGACAUGACUGUCUUCAAAGACGACGACAACACCGCCUACUUGGUCUACUCAUCAGAAGACAACAGCGUUGUCCACAUUGGUCCGUUAACCGAAGAUUACCUCGAUGUUGAACCGGUAAUGAAGAGAAUCAUGGUGGGACAACACAGAGAAGCACCAGCUGUUUUCAAACACCAGAACACUUACUACAUGAUCACAUCAGGUUGCACGGGGUGGGCACCAAACGAAGCGUUGGCUCAUGCAGCGGAGUCGAUCAUGGGUCCGUGGGAGACGUUGGGGAACCCUUGUGUUGGCGGGAACAAGAUUUUUAGGUCGACGACGUUUUUCGCGCAGGGGACGUAUGUGGUGCCGUUGCCUGGUGUUCCUGGUGGGUUUAUAUUUAUGGCGGAUAGGUGGAACCCUGCGGAUUUGAGAGAUUCGAGGUAUUUGUGGUUACCGUUGAUAGUUGGUGGACCGGCUGAUAGACCUCUUGAGUCUAGUUUUGGGUUUCCUAUGUGGUCGAGAGUUUCUUUGUAUUGGCAUAGACAAUGGCGGUUGCCUUCAGGAGGGAAGGAGAUUGCUUGAGAAAAAAAAAAGACAGAGCUUUUCAAACUCUUUUUUCACUUGUGUAUUCUUCUUCCUCUUUCUUUCGUCUGUUGUGCAUUAUUAUGGUUUGUGUUGUUGUUGUGCUGCUUUUUUUUGGGUUACAGCCUUACAUGUAUAGAAGAGAUCGUAGGCCUUUGUUCAUAUCAGAUCAGUUUGAUAAAAGUAUGAGUUCUGUUA